UAUACAUGUAUGUAUAUAUAUAUGUGUGUGUAGAGAGAGAGAGAGAAGGGUCAAAGUAGCAGCGUAGCAGAAGCAGAAGCAGUUGUAUUUGCAAUGAUUUCGUGUGGAGAGAGAGGGAUCAGAAGCUCGUGAUGAGAAUUUCUCUUUGCAGAUGAUCAGAAACCCAAAGGAAUUUACAGAGCUUCCCCUUCGUCUCUUCCUUUUCUCGUGAUCCUUUCCCCCGUCUCUCUCUCUCUCUCCUCUCCCUCUCUCUCUCUCUCUCCCCCUCUCUCUCUUCUACCUUUUUAUUGGGUACAUCAACUUUGAGACAACUGCAUAUUCAUUCAUACACAGUGCAGCAACCACCAGACCUAGAUUUUGUAUGAAAAUCGAAGGGUUUUGAUAUUUGAGAAGAAGAAGAAGAUGGGUAGUUGUGGAAGAAACGGAGCUGUGAGGCAAUAUAUAAGGUCGAAGGUGCCUCGUUUGAGAUGGACGCCUGAUCUUCAUCACUGCUUCGUUCAUGCCAUUGAAAGACUCGGUGGCCAAGACAAAGCAACACCGAAGCUGGUUCUUCAGUUGAUGGAUGUGAGAGGGCUCACCAUUUCACAUGUCAAAAGCCAUCUCCAGAUGUAUAGAAGCAUGAAGAGUGACAUGAGCAGACAAGAUAGGCCUUCCAACCCGCAAAGGAAACAAUCUUUUGAAGAUCAUCAUGAUGGCUGUGUAGAUCAAGAAAAUGAAUUUGUGGGUUGCCAUCCAAACUCAAAGCCCAUGGAAGAAUCAGAUUCUCACUUCAUCUACAGUCCUCUCCCUACAAAAAGAACUCGAAUCGAGAAGAUGAGUUCCUUCUCAGAGAGCCUGCAAUGCAGCCAAAGAAUAAGUGAGGCAGUGGCAAAUCCGUACGGCUUUGAUGAUUAUACGCAGAAUAUGGCUGAGCAGAAAGGAAUAAAGGAAGAGAAAGAGUGUGUUCACAGAUGGCAGCGGCAGCAGCAGAGCCAUGAAGAAGCAGAAGCAGCCCCAAUAUUCACAGCCUUCUCUCUGCCACACCAUCUUUUCUACAAUCCUUCUUCCGCCCAUGCAGAUGCAGUGGAAGAAUCUGAUUUCCUCAAGAUUUCCAUGCAAGAAGAAGAUGAAGAAGGUGCCUCCUCUAAGAGGUGCAAACUGGGAAGCUCCGGCCAUGGAAAUGGAGAUGAAGAAGAAGAAGAAGAAGAGGCCAGACAUGGGUGCGCAUUGUCGUUGUCGCUGUCGCUGCCCCGGUUUGCCGCCGCGCAGGGAAGCCAUGCUUCUUCGACAAGCGACCUCAACGAGGCGAUCUCGUCGCCGUUCUCCCGGUCUAGUUUCAGUCGGUCUAGUUUCAAUGACUGCUCGGGGCCGGCGUCGAAAAAGCGUAGCAUCAACUUGGAUCUCUCCAUUGCUUUGUGUGGUAGCUGAAUUUGUUGUGAAACGUAAUUAGAUGCCUCUGUUGUUUUCACCCAUUUUGCUCCUUCACAUGGAUGAGCUUUGUAAUUUCACUCUUGGCUGAUAUCAUAGAAACACCUAUAUUUACUUGUUA
This is a messenger RNA of Diospyros lotus (date-plum), 1528 nucleotides long. RefSeq names its product myb family transcription factor MOF1-like. Bases 403 to 1407 code for a protein of 334 amino acids. Gene Ontology annotation, molecular function: DNA-binding transcription factor activity; DNA binding. Lineage: Eukaryota; Viridiplantae; Streptophyta; Magnoliopsida; Ericales; Ebenaceae. The transcript is spliced from 6 exons. The record is from RefSeq and is a predicted model, not a curated record.